This is a messenger RNA of Herpailurus yagouaroundi (jaguarundi), 4378 nucleotides long. RefSeq names its product calcium regulated heat stable protein 1 (gene CARHSP1). Gene Ontology annotation, biological process: regulation of mRNA stability. Gene Ontology annotation, cellular component: cytoplasm. NCBI's taxonomy places the organism in Eukaryota, Metazoa, Chordata, Mammalia, Carnivora, Felidae. Gene Ontology annotation, molecular function: mRNA 3'-UTR binding. The transcript has 4 exons. The record is from RefSeq and is a predicted model, not a curated record. Bases 401 to 904 code for a protein of 167 amino acids.
AGUGCCAUGAACUAGGGCCUGACACUGAUCACCUGUUUGUCGAAUGACCUUAUGAUGGCAGUUAUAACAGUCCUAGCUGAUAGGCCCUGCUCACUUGUUCUGGGUAGAUAGCGUGCUGAGUGCUUAGCGUGUAGUAUUUCAUUUCAACUUCAUGGCCGUGGUGUGAGGUCAGAUGUGCCUGACUCCAGAGGAGGAGAAGGAGACUGGACGGAAGAAGAGGGGGCUGUUCCCUCCCCCUGGUGUCCCAUCUGCUGUCCUGGGAGGCCUGGGCAAGGCGCUCCCUUCUCUGGAUCAGCACCCUUCCCAGAACCCCAAGCAUUGGAACAUUCCAGGACUCUAUGACCUGUAUUGGUGGGUGGUGCUGGAGCCCUGACCCCCCAGCCGAGCAGCCGGGGCCCGCAUGAGGUGGGGGCUCCCCGGUCCUCCUUGGCGGUGGCUGCAGCUGAGAGAAGGGUCAGCCAUGUCAUCUCAGCCACCUCCACCGCCACAGCCCCCAACACACCAGGCUUCGGUCAGGCUGCUGGACACCCAGCGGGCCCGAGAUCGGUCACCGUCCCCUCUCCGGGGCAACGUGGUCCCGAGCCCGCUGCCCACCCGCCGGACGAGGACCUUCUCGGCGACGGUGCGGGCUUCGCAAGGUCCUGUCUACAAAGGAGUCUGCAAAUGCUUCUGUCGAUCCAAGGGCCACGGCUUCAUUACCCCGGCCGAUGGUGGCCCCGACAUCUUCCUGCACAUUUCUGACGUGGAGGGGGAGUAUGUCCCCGUGGAAGGCGACGAGGUCACCUAUAAGAUGUGCUCCAUCCCCCCCAAGAACGAGAAGCUGCAGGCCGUGGAGGUGGUCAUCACCCAUCUGGCCCCGGGCACCAAGCACGAGACCUGGUCCGGCCACGUCGUCAGCUCCUAGGAGACGCCGGAAGCAUCCCUUCUCCUGGGCUCGCGGGAGACUCUGGGGGGGAGGAGGAGGCAGAACCAAACUGCAGAUGACGGUCUACCGCUUGAGAGGGGGCUUCAGAGCGGGGAGCACGGUCCCUUUCAAGCAUCUUCCGGAGGAAGGGGCGAUGGGGACAGGCACUGGCAUGCUCUCGGCCACCAGCACAGCCUUGGACCGUUCCAACAGCCUCUCACCAUCUGAAAAGCAUUAAAAGCAUGGAAAAAGGAGGGGUGCCCGCUGGUGGCUGAGUGGAUGGUCCAACCCCAGCCCCGGGAGUGGGUCAGGUGGGCGCUUCCCCAGCCCACAGAGUCCUUGUGCCCCUGGGCUGGAGGCUCAGAAUCCCCAGAUCCAGCCCGCCCCGGGGGGGGCUGACGGGAGGCCCUGUGCGUUUCCCACCUGCGCCUACCCUCCUUGUGUCUGUGUUUGGCCCUCAGCAAAGCGGGCUCUUUUCUGUUGGUCUGUUUGGUUUGUUCUAGGGGAGCUGGCCUCACCGGGCAGGGGGGCACGAGAGCGGGGGUCUUUGGUGCGUUUGCAGCGGGAAGAAUCCCAACUGGGUGCCUGGGAAAAGAGUUUCCCCAGGAGCCCUGAGCCCUCCCCUCGGCCAUGCCGUGCUCAGCUGAAUCCUCUCUCCUCCUACCCUCAAUUUAACAGACAGUUCACAGCCGUGGUCGUUUAGGUGGUGGGUCGGGGUGGGGGUGGGAGAAGGGCGGGUCUUUGUUUAAGAUCAGAGCUCGGUCCAGAACCCUCCGGAACAGAGUCGGUCGGUGGUGGUGGCUCGCUUCUCAACAGCCUGGUAAAGUCAAAACUUGGAGGAGAAAAUGCCCCUUUGGUGAUGGGGUUUUCCUGAAAACUGGUGUUAAGAAAAGCUGAGGGUUUGUUUGUUUGUUUGUUUGUUUUCUUCGCUAAUAACCAAGGCUUUUGCCCAGGGCCAACCCUGUUUGCACUUGGCUGUCGACAUUUCGAACCCUUGUAGAUAUUUUCCAUACACAAGUCCUGAGGCUUUUCUUUGCGGUGGCUUGCUUUGGCUCUAAGGGUGAUGUAAAAAUAGAAAUAGCUGGGUGGGUGAUAAUGUUUUGAAAUGUGUGGCUUCAGAGGCGAGGCCGAGUGCCUCGGUCUGUGGGUGGAUUGGUCUUUAAGCGUAGGAAUGGCUUCCUUUGCAAGAUAGAACUCUUUUGCUCAUGACCGGCGGGAGCUGUCUGAAAAUUGGCAAAUAGCGUUUGGCUGUGUGCAUGCGAACAGCCCGCUGCAGUCAGCGGUGGAUCUGCCAUUUCCUGGCCUGUUGUGCCCCUCAAAGGGUCCUCGGUCUGCUGCCUCUGCCUUCUGCUGGGUCCAGGGUGGCCCUUGCCCUCCAGCCUGUUUCCGCAGGCCCUCUGGAGACACCACACUUCCUGAGCCACUUCUGCCAAGGACCUUCGGGCUCCCAGAGGUCGAGAGCCUGCGUCUAAACCCCACCCCCGGGGGUGUUCCUGGUCUUGGCCUGGCCUCGGCGGUCGGGGCUCUUUGCGGACGCGUUCUCGUUCUUGGUCGGACACAGAGUCUCCAUUUACAAGAAGCUCUGGGAGGAGCCUGGUGCCGGUGAUGAGCUGGGGUGGCGUCCGGGAUUCCUUCCCUCUCUCCUCCCGCCCGCCACCUCUGUCUCAAUAAAGUGUGUUCUGUGCAAGGCUGGGUGUUGUCCGUGAGGGUGGAGGCCGGCUUCUGGAAGCCAGCAGGUAAGGGCGUCUUCCCAAACGGGGCUGACCCCCUGCUCCACCAUCUGGCUUUUGAGGCUGCUGAAUAAGAGAGUGGGAUCAUCCCCUUUUCUGUAAUCAUCACAUUCUCCAGCGUAGGGCGGCUUAGCAGUAGAGGGCGGCUUCGCGUGAGCAAAAUGCCACUGACUGCGUCAGCUGUGGCUAAAUGUUGAUGCAUUUGGACGUUUCCCGCGUGAGCAGCAGCAGGGAGAGGCAGGGCCGGCCGGACAAAGGUUAGUCGGGAAGCAGGAGGUGCGAAAGCCUGUGGUCUCCUUGUCCGGGAGCGCAGCGGGGAGAUGCAGGGCCGUGGGCGGACGCUGGGCCGUUCUGGGUUGGACUUUGGGUUAGGCUGGGACGGUCUUGCCCGGCCAGCGUCUCCAAAGGGCGGGUAGAUCAUUUUUAUUAGCGCAGAGGUGGAUGUUUUUACUGCGGUACUGAUUUUCAAAGCGUACUGGGGAAACGUCCAGUCAGCCCCUUGAACCUGGGUAGGGAGAAGUUGAAGUAGGCAUUUAUUCACAACAAGGAGACGUGUCCCAGCGCCGCACUCGGCAUCGGACGGGGGGUGCUGAGCCUGGAGAGGGUGCCCCAGUCCAGCUCCGAGUGAAGGGUUGAGCGGUGGUGGGAGGGAGCCCGGGGCCUGGCUGCGGGGGCAAGUGGCCCGACGGGCCAAGGACAAGAGUGGUUAAGCAGGAGGAAGUAGCGGUUGGAGAAGAGGUGAUUCAGGGCCUCCGCCGCUUUGCCCGAAUCUGCAAGAUGGGCCCAGCUCUGUCGUCCAGGGGCCGCCUGCCCGCUGGCUGGAGAGACCUCGCAGGGCGUCCUGCGGAUCCCGAGACCCGCGUUCCCUCCCUCGGGAUGGAGAGCUGGCGCCUCCCUCCAGGCGAGGACGGCCUUCCUGGGGGGUUCUCCCUCCAGUAGCCCCGGGUGUGCCCUCCUCGCGGCUGCUGAGUCCAGGGUCAACCUCUGCCUCCCUCUUGCUCAACACUCAGCUGUGGUGUGUGUUUGUUGUGAUGGUGUCCGUCCUGCCUGCUGAGGGACCCCCCUCCCCACCCUGCCCGGCCCCGGGGGAGGGGGGGUGACUAACAGUGCCUGCCCUGCAGGGUUCCUGGGGGCUAGUUCAGUUAGUAGUAGCUCGGCUGCAGGUCCUCUAAGCCCCCCACAGAGGUAGGGCUGCACCCCACCUGACAGAUGAGCAGACGAGCUGGGGUGAACCGGUCCUGAGUCCCCCGGCUGGUCUGCGGCACAGCCAGGGAUUGAGUCCCGGCAGCGAGGUGCAGACGUUCUGCCUUAUGUGUCCCCGUUGCAGUGGGAGGGCAGGAGGCAGUGCAGAGGGAAGGCCUGGGAGGUGAAGGGCCCAGCCUGCCGGCCUCAGGGCACCCGGGCAGGACUCUCCAGUUAUAAAGGUUAGGACAAGUUUGAGUGAGACUCCAUUGUCUUGCUUUGCUGUAGCAAGUUAAGGAACCUUCCAGGGAAUCGUGGGUCCUCACCCCUGGGCAGGAAAGCUCAUGCCGGCAGGCCUGGAUGCGCGAAGCCCUGCCCCUGCAGAAACACCGGGAACCAGAGUGUCAGAAACGGUGGCUUUUGGAUCUGCACGGGCUGGGCUUUCUUUCCUGAAUCUGAGAGGAUACCACAGCUAAGCGUUCACUUUGCCAUUCGUGUGACAAAGGAAGAAAAAGUCAUCAGAAUGAGAAAUAGGAAACAAUAAAAUCACUUUAAUUUGCUU